Erythranthe guttata (spotted monkey flower) is the source of this 2943-nucleotide messenger RNA. Its product is annotated as L-type lectin-domain containing receptor kinase S.4. NCBI's taxonomy places the organism in Eukaryota, Viridiplantae, Streptophyta, Magnoliopsida, Lamiales, Phrymaceae. Gene Ontology annotation, biological process: protein phosphorylation. The record is from RefSeq and is a predicted model, not a curated record. Gene Ontology annotation, molecular function: ATP binding; protein kinase activity; carbohydrate binding.
UUAAUAGAACCAUAUUCCAAUUUACAUAAUUAGUAUCCGAUUUAAUAAUUUAUUAUAGUUAAUUACAUCAUCAUUACAUAGACUGCACUACUAGGAUCAAAGGCAAAACUUUUGCAAUUAUUUAAAUAAACUCAGUACAGUAGAUGUUAUUUAUAUUCCUGCUGUUUAAUUAGUGGCUGCUGCUUUAUAUAUUUUAAAAUUAAAAUAUAUUAUAAAUCUACGCUCACAGUUUUAAAAUAGUUGCUACCUAACAACACCAUGUUAAAAAUCAAAAUCGGGAAAAUACACUUUUCACCCCUCAAAUUUGCACUAAUUUCACAUUUGACCCCUCAUAUUUACAAAAAAUACAUUUGAUCCUCAUGUUUCAAAAAUUCAACACUUUUAGUCAUUUCCGUCAAUUUUCCGUUAUUACUAACAGAAUCAAGCAUGUGCCCGUCACUGCGAGUUAACUGCAAAAUGACAGAAAUGACUAUAAGUAUUAAAUUAUUGAAACAUGAGGGACCAAAUAUUUUUUUUUGAACAUGGGGGACCAAAUAUGGAAUUAGUGCAAAUUUGAGGGGUGAAAAGUGUAAUUUUCCAGAUCAAAAUCCCACCAAUCUUGAAUUUCAUUUCUAUAAAAAAAGAAAACCAGACAAAGCUGUGUGUUCUGCUCUGUUCCUGUAAUGGCGAUUUACCUCGUACUAUUCUUCUUCUCACUCACACUCUUAUCAAGCCAAGCUUCAUCUCAAACGGAUGAAUUCACCUAUUCCGGAUUUUCCGAUCCAAAAACCAACCUAACAUUAAACGGCGUCGCUCUGAUCGACAACGACGGCAUUCUCCGGCUGACAAACGAGACCAGCCGGCAAUUAGGCCACGCAUUCUACGCAUCGCCGAUCCAGUUCAAGAACUCGACCACCGGCGCCGUCUCCUCCUUCUCCACCUGCUUCGUCAUCUCCAUCCACCCGGAGUACCCGAGGCUCGGCGGCCACGGCCUCGCCUUCACGGUGGCGCCGACCAAAGAGCUGAAAUCCGCCCUCCCCAGCCAGUACCUCGGCCUCCUCAACUCCAGCAACGGCGGCAACUCCUCCAACCACAUCUUCGCCGUCGAGUUCGACACCGUCCAGGACUUCGAGUUCGGCGACAUCAACGACAACCACGUCGGCAUCGACAUCAACAGCCUGAACUCCAACGUAUCCGCCGCCGCCGCCUAUUUCUCCGGCGACGACGGCUCUGUGAAGAACGACCUCAAUCUCAAAGGCGGCAAACCCAUCGUCGCGUGGGUGGAGUAUGAUUCCGCCACGAAUCUCGUCAACGUCACUCUUUCUCUCUCUUCGACGAAACCCAGAAUCCCUGUCUUAUCUUUACAAGUAGAUCUCUCCCCAAUUUUUCAAGAAAAUAUGUUCAUCGGAUUCUCUGCUUCAACUGGUUUGCUCGCGAGCUCACACUACAUUCUCGGAUGGAGCUUCAAAAUGAACGGUGAAACCAAAUCGUUAGAUUUGGGUUCUCUCCCCUCAGUUCCAGGUAUCAAGAAGAAACACACGCGCCUAAUUACAACCAUCUCCAUUACAGCAAUUUGUUUCAUACUAGGAUCAAUACUACUCGCUGUUUUCGUAAUUAAAAAAAUCAAGAACAGAGAAGUAAUUGAAUCUUGGGAGCUGGAAAUCGUGCCCCAUAGAUACAAAUACCAAGAGCUCAAACGCGCCACAAAAAGCUUCAAAGACAGCGAGCUACUCGGUACCGGAGGCUUCGGCCGUGUCUACAGAGGCACACUCGGCCGAAACCCCGAAACCCAAGUCGCAGUCAAACGCAUCUCACACGAGUCCAACCAAGGUGUUCGAGAAUUUGUCUCAGAGAUCUCCACCAUAGGCAGGCUCCGCCACCGCAACCUAGUUCAGCUACACGGGUGGUGCAGGCGUGGUGCCGACCUUCUCCUCGUCUACGAUUUCAUGCCCAACGGAAGUUUGGAUAAGUUCUUGUUCGAAGAAACACAGCCCACAUUGAAUUGGGAACAAAGGUUCAAGAUUAUUAAAGGUGUUGCUUCCGGACUUUUAUACUUACACGAAGGCUACGAACAAAUAGUCAUCCACCGAGAUGUCAAAGCUAGCAACGUGCUCCUCGACGGAGAAAUGAACGGCCGGUUAGGAGAUUUCGGACUCGCGAAGCUAUACGAUCACGGGUCGAACCCGGGUACAACCCGGGUCGUUGGUACGUUGGGUUACUUGGCUCCGGAGCUUCCACGAACCGGGCGUGCCACGACGGGGUCCGACGUGUUUGCAUUCGGUGCACUAUUGCUCGAAGUUGCAUGCGGCCGUAGGCCUAUUGAAUCGAAAGCGGGGCCGGAUGACUUGGUUUUGGUGGAUUACGUGUGGAAUAAGUGGAAAGAGGGAUCGGUUCUUGAUUGCGUGGACGGAAGAAUGAAGGGAGAUUUUGACGAGAACGAGGUUUUGAUGGUGUUGAAAUUAGGGCUGAUGUGUUCGAGUAACGAGCAGAAAGGGAGGCCUAGUAUGAGGCAGAUUGUGAGUUAUUUGGACGGUGAGAUUGAAAUGCCGGAGGUUUUGCGGGCGCCGGGUACUUUUAGGGAGGACGGUGGGUUCGAGGAUUAUUUGCAUUCGUAUGCUUCUUCGUCGUUUGAGAAAACGAGUUCGUCCGUACGCACUGUUGACUCGAUUUCGUCGCCUGUUACGCAUCUCCUUCAUAGUAUAGGGGAAGCUAGAUAGAUAGAUAGUAGUGUUCAUGCAUGGUGAGUUUCUUGAUGAAUUUUCAACUUAAUUAGUGAUUGUUGUGUUAAGUGUUUAUGAUUAUUAAUUAGUAUUAUCAAAUAGUAUAACAAAUUAAAGUUGGUGGUUGUGUUAAUUAGUAUGAAGCAUGUGAAUAUCAAUCCAAACAAAAUGAAGGAUUUGAUAUGCAUGAUUCGUUUUUAAAGAUGUAAUAGCACAUGGGAAAUACAAAGCUUGUCAGCAAAAA